AUGUCUUGGCACCUCUCUAGGACUCCGCUGGUAGCCACUUUGAUCCGUCUGAAACGUCUGCUUGGCGUAGAUUUUGUAUCAGUAACUAACGUCCGCGAGCGAUUAGUGUGGCAAAAAGAAGUGAUAGCACUUUUGGUGUACCAAAUUGCUAUAUCUGCCGAAUCACACGUGCUUCCCGCAAUAUGUUAUUCGACGACGGGUGUCAGACGAAACUCUUACUCAUGGUGUCUACCCGAGGUUACUUGUCAAUUAUGUUCGACCCAAGUGCCCGGUAAAUCUCGCAAAGGAUGCACAUAUGAGGUCAUCAGCAUAAACCAAGUUUUGAAGCUUAAUUUCCAGAAUUCUCCGGGAUGCAAAAAGCUUACAUGGUUUCACUGUACUGGUAGCACGCGAUUUUCUCGUCGUCUGUUUUUUAGCUCCAGUACUGUAUCCGGUACUAGCGAUGCUCUGGUAGUGAUCGACAUGAUUGCACCUAGCUUGAAAAACUCGUUUGCCUUCACCUAA
Messenger RNA from Zychaea mexicana, 504 nucleotides. RefSeq lists its product as uncharacterized. The record is from RefSeq and is a predicted model, not a curated record. Lineage: Eukaryota; Fungi; Mucoromycota; Mucoromycetes; Mucorales; Lichtheimiaceae. The transcript is spliced from 6 exons. Bases 1 to 504 code for a protein of 167 amino acids.